Molecule: messenger RNA, 1682 nt
Organism: Diorhabda sublineata
Lineage: Eukaryota; Metazoa; Arthropoda; Insecta; Coleoptera; Chrysomelidae
Product: eukaryotic translation initiation factor 4E-1A-like
Exons: 5
Coding region: 117-749 (210 amino acids)
Biological process (GO): translational initiation
Cellular component (GO): cytoplasm; eukaryotic translation initiation factor 4F complex
Molecular function (GO): translation initiation factor activity; RNA 7-methylguanosine cap binding
Source: RefSeq, a predicted model, not a curated record
AUAUUUUACCAGUUGGCACAACUUGAGUCCUUCUUCUUCCUAACCUAAGGGCUAGUAGAAAAGUCAUUUUGCAACUGCUGAAUUAUCCAGUUUUUAUCAGCGACUUAUUAAAAAAAAUGUCUUUAAAUUCUCUUGCUAAUGAGAGUGAUAAAAACGAACAUAAAAACGAUACUGAUUUAGAAAUACCUAUGGACUUUUCUAUUAAACAUCCUUUACAAAACGCUUGGACUUUAUGGUAUUAUGAAAGUGACAGGACCCAAUCAUGGGAAAAAAAUCAAAAAGAAAUCGCGUCCUUCCAAACUGUUGAAGAUUUUUGGAGCCUUUAUAAUCACAUUAAGCCUUCGAGUGAAUUGAAACAAGGUACAGACUAUUCUCUGUUUAAAAAAGGUAUAAUGCCCAUGUGGGAAGACAAAGCGAACAAACGAGGAGGCAGAUGGUUGCUCAGUUUAGAAAGGAAACAAAGAGUUAAUGAACUAGAUCGAUAUUGGUUAGAUAUAAUUUUGUGCUUGAUUGGUGAAGCUUUCGAACAUUCUGACGAGAUUUGCGGAGCUGUAGUGAAUAUUAGACAAAAGGGUGAUAAAAUAGGGGUUUGGACUGCUGAUGCUGGUAACGGUACUGCAGUUUUGGAAAUCGGAAGGAAACUAAAGGAAAGGCUUCACAUACCACCUAGAGUUAUGUUGGGUUAUCAGCUACAUAAAGAUACAAUUGAAAAAACUGGAUCAGUUUCAAAAUAUUCUUAUACUGUGUAAAUUAUAUAUUCGACGUUUUUAUAUGGAAAUUUAACAAUGAAUUCGGGUUGAUGUGAUAUUAUUCGUUAUAAAUAAUUUGAUGUGGUAGUUGCUGGAAAUUAUAAAGCUGAUGGUGUAAAACACGUUGAUUUUUGAUAGUUUUGACGUGUUUAAACUUUUAAGCUUCGACUUGUUGAUAUCGAAUUAUUUUAUAGCUAAUGUCGCAUCUGAAUAAGUUUUCAUUCAAAUCUGCGUGUUUAACUAGUAAUGUUACAGUCAUAGUUCAUUUUUUAAAUUGUAGCUCAUUAAUUUCAUUUUUUUUUCAUUAUUUUCAUUUAUUAUUAUUCAUAUUACAAGAAUUUCUAAUUAUUUUGUGUUUUUUUUUUCAUGGAAGACUUGUUUUGUUUAUAGAUCAGUUUAUUAUUUUCUAUUUUAGUGUAAUUAACAAAUUUAUUCUUAUUUUCAGUUAUAAAUAAAUUAAUAAAAUAUAUUUUUGAUGUUAUUUUCCUUGCUAGAGUUUAAAAAGUGUAGGAAUGUGGCAGAAACUAGUGAAAAAAUUACAGGCAUAUAAUGAAAAUCGUUUUUUCUUCAAUAAAAUAAAAAUUUUGUACAUUUGUGGUGAAAAAUCAAACUGAAAUUCAAUGGUGGACAUUGAAUCUAGUUAAAAAAAACUACAAAUGUCUCUAGUACUCUAAAUUAGAAUUUCCAGUACCAUUGUUGGUAUUUAUAUUAGAAACACUGUUUUACUGCCCCUAAAUAAACAUUCAUAAUACUACAAUUUGGUCUUUCAAGCCGUGUAUAAAUCAACGAUAUAAAUCAAGGCUCGAAGGACCAAAUAUAUGUAAUUAUGUGUUGAUGUAUUUGUUUCCAGAAAUUCCAACUUGAAUUUGACAAUAAUCCAAAAUACAGACAUUGUUUAACAUUUAAUUUCUUUGAUUUUUGGCAGAAAAAAUU